CGGCCUACUUCGACUAUCAAACGAUCGAUCGGAGGUAUAGGGUUCCCCACUUCCCGAGGUCCACGUCUUUGGAGCAGAUGAUACUACACGAUGUUGACUCCAUGUCUGCUCACAGAUGAAUCCUCAACAGCUGUGUUUGACCAUGGAGAAGCUUCGAUCAUACAUCAAUCCGGACUCACGAUUGAGACCAGAGUACGCCAAGCUCACUCAAUCCGCUGCCGAUGAGCAUGAUGGCUAUUGCCCUCACUGCGGCCAUGUACAGAACGAAGCACCACAAGCGCUUCCGUCAAGCAUCGCACGGUCGUGGCUGGCUCUUUGGACAAUCGCUACCCUCCUCUUCGGCGUCUUGAUAGUCUUCAUCCUGCUGCUGGCGAAGCAGUAUACCUUUCAUUGCUCACUGGUGACCGAGUCUUCUUGUCCCAAUUCUCCCAGCCUUCUGUCCGAUCAAGCCUUCUCCGAAAGUGCGUUCAAGUCCGGCAGAGGAGAUCGGGACAUGACUGACACGUUCGCAGUUCCCCUCCGCCGAGUCGUCUGGAAGGUGGAGCAAGGGUUCGUGGAUUCAGAUCCCUUCGACGGUGCGCACUGGGGAAAUUUCGGUGACGAGAUGAAUGAAACUGCGUGGACGCCGUGGGACGAUAUCUAUGACGGCUCGUGGGUCCAGAUCGAGCCCGACGAAAUGCUGGGCAUUCCCCCGGGCGUGCCAAUCCAAGAGUUCUCCGUGGAAGCUGGAAGAGCGUGGAACACGCCCAAGCACGGCUACUCUCCCAGCAUCAAUCACCAAAUCCACUGCCUGGGAUGGAUCAAGCACUAUCUCAUGCCCAGCGGAAGCAGCGAAAUAGACUACGAGCACGCAGGGCAUUGCGUCGAGUACAUUCGUCAUGCCAUCAUGUGUGCGGGCGACCUGACUCUCGAGGCGCCCGAGAAUCCCUCGAGAACGCAUCUCGAAUCUUUUGCGUACGACGAGACCGUACAUCUGUGUCGAGACUGGACGGCCUUGUCAAGUGCUCUUCGACGGACGUCUCUGGGCUUUGAAGUUGACGAAGGCCGCGGGCUCGUGCCUUUUGAUCAUUCCGAUUGGCAGCCCAAGCGGCCGGUGAAUCCAUUCGAAGCUGUCUAGAUACUUUGUUGAACUCGCAUCAUUGAACAAA
Molecule: messenger RNA, 1148 nt
Organism: Neohortaea acidophila
Lineage: Eukaryota; Fungi; Ascomycota; Dothideomycetes; Mycosphaerellales; Teratosphaeriaceae
Exons: 4
Coding region: 116-1117 (333 amino acids)
Biological process (GO): mycotoxin biosynthetic process
Source: RefSeq, a predicted model, not a curated record